AUGGAUCCCUGGGCGAGUCCGUGGGGCAGCGAUGCGCCGGCGGCGCUCCCUGAGCCGGAGCCUGUGCGGAUCGUCGCUCCAGUAGGCAUCGCAGACGACGAGCCGUGGGGGAGUGCAGCGCUGGACGCGGCGCCGAAGAAGGAGGAGCCGGAAACGAGCAAGGACCACGGACGCGUCCCGCCCACGCUCGGCCACGACGCGUUUGGCGCGAGUGCGCUCACGGCAGACGCAUUUGGCACGAGCGCGCUCACGGCGGACGCGUUUGGCGGCUCUGGAUUCGGCACCGAGUCCUUUGCGAAGCUCUCGCUCGAUGAUGACGUGCCGGCGUUUGGCGCAAAAGCGGACGCGCUCGCGCUCGAUCCAGACGUCGCGAAGCUCUCGACCGAGGCCGCGGCGAUCGAGGAGAACGUGUGGGGCGGUGGCGACACGAUCCAGACGCGUGUAUGGCGCAAGGAUCACGAAGAGGAAGAGGAGGAAGAGGCGGCGGAUGGCGAGCACGACACCGAGGAGCACGGCGCCGAGGAGCACGACGCCCCUGACCGAGAACCGAAUCAUGACACGCACGGCGCUGCGCCGAGCUCUGCUGUCGACGGCACGCGCGAUACACCGGCCGCGCCUGCUGAAUCCAAACCCUCUGAUACCACGCCGAAUACCAACGACGCUCCGGCGUCGACCAUCUCGCGCCUUUCGUCGGCGAUCGGCACAUGGCGCCGGCGCCAGCCCGAGGCGCCCAAGCCCGAAGAGCAGCAGGGCUGGAAACGCGUCGCGCCGCCACAGACGUCGACCAGCAAGCUGAGCAGCUGGCUCGGCAAAAAGUCGGAGCCCGGCACGCCGACGACCGAGUCGGCGCCCGGCGGGAUCCUGCGUGGCUGGCGCAAAGGCACCGCGUCUCCCGCCAAGCCCGCGUCGCCCGCGCCUGCGUCGCCCGCGCCCGCGUCGCCUGCAAAGCCCUCGGCGAAGCCUGCGACGCUCAACGAUGCGGACCUCUCGUGGCUCGACACUGCAUCCGCGCCCAAGCGGCGCCCCCGCGACGCGCCUGCGCGCCCCCUGUACGAUACGCACUACGACGACCCCGGCGCGCCCGAUGCGAUGUACGCGCCGAGCGACCCCCACGAAUUGUACUCCCCCGAGCUGUCGUUUGGCGACGAGCACGGUUUCGGGGAUCCGUACAAGUACGACCCCGACGUGAUUGACGCGGCCGAGGCGCCGCGCACCGGUCCGUUGGUCGACCGAGGGCGUGGCGAGCGCUAUGGUACAUUGCAGCAGUAUGAAGCGCCCAAGCGUGCUAUGAACCUCGCGUACAAAGACGCGCCGAGCACCGCGUACACCGACGCGCCCAAGAAACACAUCAAGCCGCUUGCGCCGCCGCCACCUCCCGCGCGUGCGCGCAACAAGGUAGACUUGCUGAGCACGUCGCCCCCCCCCGCGCCGCUGGCGGGAGGCAAGGCGACGACGUCCUCGACGCAAAACUCGCUCACGUCGGCGACGCAGCGCCCAAAGCCCGCCGCAUCCUCGCGUCCCGGGCAGCUGUCCAACGCCGAUCUAGACUUUUUCGAGAGGUUAUAG
This is a messenger RNA of Malassezia japonica, 1566 nucleotides long. RefSeq lists its product as uncharacterized. Lineage: Eukaryota; Fungi; Basidiomycota; Malasseziomycetes; Malasseziales; Malasseziaceae. The record is from RefSeq and is a predicted model, not a curated record. The transcript has a single exon. Bases 1 to 1566 code for a protein of 521 amino acids.